CCUCCUCCUCACCAAGUCUCCUCGUCUUUCCUCUUAGGGCUCUAUUCAUAGUUCGUACUUUCUCUGAAAUUUUGCCGGAAAAUCUUCGAGAAAAUGGACGGAAACUUAGAAAUCUCCCUGGAUAAGCUCCCAAUCAAACGCCUAGAAGCUAUUGAAGAAAACGGCGCCGAACGAUUCCCAUCUGAUGUUGGAUAUGAGGAGAAGAGAGUGAAUUUGAUUCGGAGAAUAGACUUUGCGUUUGCGCUGGAGAGAGAGGAGCCGAACAAAAAGCAGAAGAAGAGUACUUCUACAACGAAGGAGACGACGAGUACAACAACUCAGCCAUGGCCAUGGCAAAGCUUGGUCGAGAAUUUACAGUUGGCUCAUCAAGAGCUCUCUGUCAUUAUCGAUCUCAUCAACACCGUAAGCCAGUUGUAUUAUAUCCAAUUCACUGUUGUUUCCUAUAAUAUUUACACAGAGCACAGUCAGAUUGUCAAGAUGCAUUUGAAGAAUUAGAUUGAAGUUUGGUUUUUUUUUUGGAUUAGGGAAAAUUUUUGGCUUUCAAAUUGAAGUUGUUAUAUUAAUUUAAUUAGAAGAUUUUAGUUUCAAAUUUAUUAUUGAGGAAGGCAUUAAAGCGCUCAAAUUUGAAAUUUUGGGUUUAUGCUGGAUUCUGAAUUGGCUUAGCUUUCAAUUUGACUUUUAAUGUUACGUUGUAAGAGUGAAUUUUGGGGUUUAGAAAUGGAAAUAGGUAAAAAUUAGUCCAAAUUUUGAAUUGAUUUUUCCUUGAUUCCAGUUCUGGUGCCUCAAGCCCAAGCUACCAAAGACAGCGUCUGUAACAAGAUUUCAGUUGAAAAUUUUAAGGUUGUUCAUGCCGUAAUUUGCUGUGAGGAAUUCGUGGCUUGGAAAUCAAAUCAAAGACCUCUCGAAAUUUAUAUUAAGUUUUUCUUCAAUUCCAAUUUUACGGAUGAAUUCCAUGCUUCCAAACAUAAAACCUUUAUACAGUCCAUGGGUUUAGCAAAAAAAUGAAGUGGAAAUGAAAAAGAUAGGGGAAAGACAAAUUCACUUGUAACUCUCCUUGUUAAAUAAAUGUAGAAAUUGAGAAUUUCUCAAAUUGAAUGUGAGACCCUGAAAAAGAAAGUAUGGCGGGUUACAUGAUUUUCUGCAUAUCCUCUAUUCCCUUCCCCAGCUAAUCUGGUUAACAGAAGGGGCAAAGCAUUUUCUGCUUGUUGCUGGAUUGAUUUCCGUGCACAAAAUUAAAGGUUUUGGGGUUAGAAUUCUGAGUGGUAUGGCUGAUUCAAAUGUAGUCUCUCUAACUUGAAGAAUUCGAGGAAAUUUUGAAUUCAGUUGGAUUUUUCAAUUAGCUUUUGGUUUCAUUUUGAUUUAACGUAAAAGCUUUGAGAGGGAAAUUUUGAAUUCUGUGCAGGAUUUUGCCUGGUGAUUUUGGCCAAGUUUAUACUUGAUUUGACUUCAUUGUUGGGUCUUUGAGGUGAUACCGUGAUAACGUUAAGAAAGGGCACAAUGCUGAACAGAAUAGUUAAAGGAGAUUGAGCUCUUAUUUGUUGACUUCUAUUUUUCAUUUGCUUCUUUUAGGUGGAGGCUAAUGAUGCCGUGACAGUAGCUGGGAUGACAAGGCCAAAGCAAUUACCAAAUGAACUUCUGUCUGAUCUUGCGGUGUCCACGGCAACCAAGCUACAAUGCUUCAAGCAUCUUGGAAAAUAUUUUAAGCAAUCUGCCAAAUCAUUGGAACAACAAGUAGCUAGGGAAGCAAGGUUCUAUGGUGCUCUUAUCAGGUUGCAGCAAAAUUGGAAAGUUAAACGGCAUCGGCUGGUGGCUUCUGCUUCUGGCAAUGAGGGCUUCUACAUUGACUUAUUUGACAAUUCAUUAUUUGAUCCAGCAGCUGCCUUUCGCCCAUCUUCUAUAUCUACAGUUCGAAUUGAGCAUGACCCAGCUGGGAUGCUGGCUGUGAAUUUGCCUGCAAAUUCUCGUCGCACUCUUCAAUUUGAGCUUCUUGGUGCACAUUCAGUUCAUAAUGCAAGAAAAAUCAGCAAAGACAAAACUCGUGGCUCGGUUGAGGAUUUUUCCAGAAAAACAAAAAAAGAACUUGCGAGUGAUGAUGACUCUGUACGAGAAACACAUUCAGUCAUGCGUGAAGUUCAUCGAGCAAUCUUUCAUGAGCAGGUGUUUGAGUUGGUGAAUCGUGAAGCAUUCAACUCAUCUUUGGGUAUCAACGUGACUGGAAUACAAGAAAACUAUUUACGCUUAAGCAUACAUGAAGGAGCAUCUGUGUCCAUUUCACUUGUGCCAGCCAGACAGGAUGUUCAGAAAGUUGAUUGUGCAGGCACUGACAAUUUAGAAACUGCAAUUAUACCUCUGGAAACAUUUGAUGGCUCGAAGUUAGAAGAAGGAAAACAUGAUAUAAUAAAGAAGUCGGGGUUCCCUAAUCAAAUUAGUUAUGAAAUUUAUUUGCAACAAAUAUUUCAUGAAUAUGUGUUUAAAAGGGCAAAGGAGAGAUCAAUUUCUUCUGGUAUAACCCAGAUACAUGGUCAGCCAGUGAAGGAUGGGCUAAAUCCUUUGGGUCACUUUUGCAUGUCUCUUGCUCACAGUAUCUUUGCACGCAAAGUUCUUUCUGAGCUGGAAAGUAUGGUUUCCAGGGUACCAUAUGUCCAGUUGAUAUCUCAUCCCACUUGGCAUUCGCGGACAUCUUCAUGGACACUCUCCAUGAAGCUUCCUGAGUCCAUUCUUCAUGCAGGACGCCGAACUCAGACAUCUGACCCACACCAUGUGCAAAAUGUAAAGUCUCAUUUCCGAACUAAGGUUAUGGUAAAUGAUGAUUCCAUCAAUGUAGAAGGGGAAGGUGCUCCCAAUGUAAUUGGCCUGUUCAAAGGCAAGGCUGAGAAUGUAUGUUCCAUGAACAGAUAUGACUGUGAUUUGGCAGAUCUUCCUGUGAUACUUCUCCAGCAGGUUGCAAGCCAAGUUAUUCGAUGGCUUCAUGAGCAAGCUCUUAUGGUGGGAAUAAAAGCCAACCGGGACUUUUUAUGCUUGUCCUUUGAGUUGGAGCAAGGAGAAAUGCUUGGCCUGGUGGCACAUGUGAACCCGGAAGAUACCCAAGGGUGCAUCUCCUGGUGGUUGGUGGUGGAGGAUGGAUUUACAGAGGAACAAAAACUGACAGACAUUUCUGAUGGCGGUUCCGAAACUCGGAAAUUCUUGGGUUAUUUAUCUUUGGAUGUGUUGUAUUCUACGCUACUUGACUUGAUUAACCUGUGCAGUGCUGGUGGGAUCCAUUGAUUGUAAAUUUUUGUUGCAUUCGUCAAUGGAAAAGAUUGGCGGUGUGACACACCACCUUGUUUGUAAUCUUAGUUGCAAUAUACUAGUUUGUUAUUGAGGUUCAUUGCUUAGAUUAUC
Molecule: messenger RNA, 3381 nt
Organism: Ilex paraguariensis (yerba mate)
Lineage: Eukaryota; Viridiplantae; Streptophyta; Magnoliopsida; Aquifoliales; Aquifoliaceae
Source: the annotation of a GenBank genome assembly